Neltuma alba is the source of this 790-nucleotide messenger RNA. Its product is annotated as polcalcin Nic t 1-like. The record is from RefSeq and is a predicted model, not a curated record. NCBI's taxonomy places the organism in Eukaryota, Viridiplantae, Streptophyta, Magnoliopsida, Fabales, Fabaceae. Gene Ontology annotation, molecular function: calcium ion binding. The transcript has a single exon. The coding region runs from base 42 to 296 and encodes 84 amino acids.
ACUCCAGAAGCAAAAACCUGGUGCCCGUUAUAAUUUAUAGUAUGGCUGAUGAUCCCCAGCAUGUUGCUGACAGAGAUCGAAUAUUCAAGCGUUUUGACACAAACGGCGAUGGCAAAAUCUCAGCGGCAGAGCUCGCGGAAUCCCUGAAAUUACUGGGGCAAAUUACCGCAGAGGAAAUCCAAACGAUGAUGGAGGAGAUUGAUACCGACGGAGAUGGCUUCAUUUCCUACGAAGAAUUCACGGAAUUCGCUAGAGUCAACCGUGGUCUGGUCAAGGACGUUGCCAAGAUUUUUUAACUCUUUUUUUUUUUUUUUUUAAAUUUCAAUCUUUUCUUAGCUUCCUGUUUAGAGUUAUGCGCCACCAGGAAUUAACACCACCAAAUCCGCUGUUUUUUGUGCAUGUCUUGUCUCCUCUAUAUACCAUCAUGUAAACAUGUUUCCUCUUUAGGAUUCUCUCAUCGGAACCCAUUUGCAUUUGUAUAUCUGGCGGAUGCAUUUUCAGCUUGCCUGCCUGGCACAUUCUACCUGUUAAAAGAAGAUGCCACAGUAAUUUUGCAAAUCAAAAUCUUUACAAGUAUCGACACAUUUUUGCCUAAAACAUGCACUCUCGAUCUUGAUAGCCCAUAACUUACAAGAUUUGAACGGCCACCAUAAACUUGGAAUGAAUUUAUUUGCUCUUUUACCCUGUAAGAUAGAAAGAAAGACGCAAGGCUUCUACACUCAAAACAAUUUUUUGAGUUUCCUUUUCUAUUUACAAUUUCAAGAUCUUCACAUCUAACACCUUCAACUAA